AUGCACCUGCGUCCACCGCCUCAUCUACUGCAGCUCCGUGAACAGCAGCAGCCCCCUCCAAUAUCUCAGAAGCAGCGCGGGAGCAUAUCAAGAGAAGCAGGAAAGCGAUCAGGGAAAGAUGGCAUUUAUACUGCGAUGAGUGUUCAGCAACAGAACAACUGGGGUGGUGUACACCGUUACCACAAUUGA
This is a messenger RNA of Bacidia gigantensis, 189 nucleotides long. RefSeq lists its product as uncharacterized. The coding region runs from base 1 to 189 and encodes 62 amino acids. The transcript is spliced from 2 exons. NCBI's taxonomy places the organism in Eukaryota, Fungi, Ascomycota, Lecanoromycetes, Lecanorales, Ramalinaceae. The record is from RefSeq and is a predicted model, not a curated record.